Messenger RNA from Acipenser ruthenus (sterlet), 5258 nucleotides. RefSeq names its product baculoviral IAP repeat-containing protein 1-like. Gene Ontology annotation, molecular function: ATP binding; cysteine-type endopeptidase inhibitor activity involved in apoptotic process. Gene Ontology annotation, biological process: pyroptotic inflammatory response; defense response to bacterium; inflammatory response. Bases 92 to 4621 code for a protein of 1509 amino acids. The record is from RefSeq and is a predicted model, not a curated record. Gene Ontology annotation, cellular component: IPAF inflammasome complex. The transcript has 15 exons. NCBI's taxonomy places the organism in Eukaryota, Metazoa, Chordata, Actinopteri, Acipenseriformes, Acipenseridae.
AUUAGUUUUUAUUAUUUUCUCCCCAAUUUGAAAUGCUCAAUUAUUUUUAGGCUAUUUUUAGGCCCGCUUCUUUACACUCUGCAGACUCACCAUGCAGCCGCCUCAGAGCUACAGUGCCAGAGGACAACGCAGCUCUGGGCAGAUUACAGGCAAGCCCGCAGGUGCCAGGCCAGACUACAGGGGUCGCUGGUGCGCGGUGAGCCGAGGACACCCUCGGCUCCCUCCCCUGAACGACGCUCGGCCAAUUGAGCGCCACCCCUGGGAGCUCUUGUCCACGGUUGGCUGUGGAAUAGCCUGGACUCGAACCGGCGACGUCCAGGCUAUAGAGCGCAUCCUGCACUCUAGCAAGUGCUUUUACUGGAUGCGCCACUCGGGAGCCCCAAAUAUCAUGGCGGAGCAGAACUGGGAGUUAGAUCCAGCUACCCUGCAGGCUAAACUACCCAUGAUGAAUAUAGACAUGGUGAAAUUUGUGGCCGAAAUGGAGGCAGAGUAUAAAAAAAUACGAGAGCAGAGACCCCAGGGGUACAGUCAUGCGCUGAGAAGCGAGCUGAAAAGACUGAAAACCUUUGAAUGUUUAGAGACAUAUUCGUCCUGGUCUCCUGAGGAGAUGGCUGAGAAUGGGUUCUACAGCACAGGCAUAAACUCCAGCAUGCAGUGCUUCUGCUGUGGGUUAGUGCUUUGCACAAUGAGUAUCAGUAAAACUCCAUAUGUUUGCCAUCAAAAGUCAAGGCCAGACUGUGACUUCAUUAAAGGUAUAGAUGUGGGCAACAUACCAAAAUAUGAGGUCAAAGUUCAGAGAGGAGAGGUUGUUGCCGUGGAGAGAGUGGACGCUUACAGGAGUGAGGAGUUCAGGCUGGAGUCCUUUAAAGACUGGCCUUUCUAUUCCAAAACAGACCCGGCCUCGCUGGCAGCCGCUGGCUUUUUCUUUACUGGUGUAAAGGACAGAGUGCAGUGCUGUUGCUGUGGUGGGGCUCUGGCUAACUGGGAGGUAGAUGAUGAUCCCUGGAAAGAACACUGCAAAUGGUUUCCAGAAUGUGAAUAUGUGAAGAGCAAGAAAUCAAGUGAAGAAAUUGCAAAGUACACAAAGAGUUAUGAAGGGUUUCACGCAGUCACGGCAAAACAUUACUGCUCAGAAGUUUGGCUAGAUCUGGAGAAACCAACUGAAACAGGCAACUCGGAGGUCAUCACAACCAUCUUUAAAUAUGAGGAGGUUCGUCUGGACUCCUUUAAAACAUGGCCAGAAGAUGCUAAAGCAGACCCCAGCAUGCUUGCAAAGGCUGGGUUUUUCUAUACAGGUACUGGAGACGCUGUCCAGUGCUUUCAGUGUGGUACAAGAUUAAUACAGUGGAAGUUGGAGGACGAUCCUUGGACAGAGCAUGCUAAACAUAAUCCAAGCUGCCAGUUGGUUUGUUGCAUGAGAGCAGUCAAAGACGAGAGUGAGAGUACAAGCAAAUUAACAACUUCGAAUGAGGCAGAAGCAGCUGAUCUGGAGAACACAGUCUGGAGUGCUUUAGAAGGAACAAGCUCAUCCAUCACAGACCAAAGUCCAGAAGAAAACAUUUGGUUUUUAAAAGCAAAGGGCUUGUUUGUUCAGCUGAGGAAAACGUAUAAUAGCUUAAACUUCAGGAAAAUCUUUUCAUUAUCUGACUCUGUGCAUACUACCCCGGACCUCAAAAGUCUGUUUGCUUGGCUUCCCCUGGUUUCUAAGAGCCUGAAAAACGAGCCAGUCCAUCAAGUGUCCCUUCCUGUCCUUCUGAGGGAUCUGAGCCGCAUCACAGUUGUCGAAGGGGAAGUGGGCAGUGGAAAAUCAGCCUUGCUCAGGAGAAUUGCAAUUCUGUGGGCAUCUGGGAGCUGUCCUGUGCUACAGAGGUUCAAGCUGGUAUUUUACCUCUCUCUGAACUCACUGAGCAAUGGUCAGAGCCUGGCUGGAGCAAUCUCAGAAGAGCUGUGCAGCACAGGGACACACCUGACUGAGGAGUCUAUCAAUGAUAUUAUCUACCACCUGAAAGACCAGGUCUUAUUCCUGCUGGAUGAUUACGGUGCUGCAGGUUCAGCUCCGAAAUGCAUUCAAGAUCUGAUUGUGAAGAACCACAUGAAUAAAGUCAGUGUGGUCAUUGGAGUCCAAACGAACAGAACAGCAGCAGUGCGUCAGUACGCAUCUUCAGUGCUCACGAUCGCAGCAUUCCCAGUGUACAGCGCUGUAUUUAUCUUGAAGAAUCUCUUCUCCCACAGCAUUAGUCUUGUGGAAGGUUUUUUUGUUCAGUUGGGCAUGUCACAGUCAUUGCAAGGCAUUUUAAAAACACCACUUUUCACUAUUGCUGUUUGUGCUCUGUGGGUCCAGUACCCCCAAAAGAAUACACAUAACAGUGCUAUUUGUAAAGCUUACCUGCACUAUAUUAAGCUGAAGCACCUCCGUCAAUCAGAAAAGAUGAGAUGCAUGAUAUCAUUCUGUGGAGACCUUGCCUUAGACGGACUGUUUGACCAGCGCUUUGAGUUCAGUGAUAAAGACCUUGAAGAUGCAGGAAUUGAUGCUGAAGAGGCUAUCCAUCUGGGUUUAUUGAGUAAGUUCACAGCCCAAAUGCUCAAGCCUGUGUACAAAUUCUUUCAUGCGUCUUUCCAGGAGUACCUGGCUGGCAAGCGCCUGAGUGAGCUCCUUGAAUCCGAGUCCCAGGAACAUGUGGAGAAAGGCUGCCAUUAUUUGAAGACAAUUGACACGUUCCUGAAGAUCAUGGUCCAUUAUAAGUUCUUUUUGCUCUAUGCAUGCAGUUCCUCUGCAUUAGCCACUCAGAAAAUCAUCAACCACUUGUUUCGUGUUGCUGAAAGCAAAGGGUUUUAUGAUUCCAGUUCAGAGAAUGGCAAGUAUGUGCCCCAUCAUCCGGAACUUUUUGUUCUUGAAGAGUUGUUAAGUGUUGUCCUACCUAUGGAAACUGCCCAACCUAUGGGAAAGGACUUUGACAUUUUAAAGGAUCAUUUUCUAGAGUUUGUAGUUGGAGUUGCUUAUUCUGGCAAUUCGGUCUCUGACUGCGCUCCUCGUAUCCUGGAAUACCUCACUGGUAAAAGUUUAAACCUUACAGCUUCAAGGGCGUUCAAUCAGUUCGUUAGAGAAUACCCUGAGUCGCUGGAAUUAUUAAGUGCAAUAAAGAUAUUAAUAUCUGGACGCAAAAAAGAUCAAUGUCCAGACCUUGUGAAAAUGGGUAAGAUAUUAGAACCACAUGGCAAGCCAGUUGUUGAGGAAGAGUUUGCCUCGGCGUACCAACUUUUAAGUAGUGUUGCUGAGAAAACACGUGCUGACAGUGAUAACAUUGAGAACUUCAGAGGGAUGUUACACAGACACCUUCCAGAGUCCAUAGGUCAAACUUUCUUAACAGCAGAAGGCAAACAUAAAAUGCCACUGCUCAUACUUAAUGUGCUCCAUGUGGAUGGAAUAGAUGAAAAGGACUGCAAGAAUCUAAUGGUGCUCUUUUCAGUUUCGGAACAAGUGGAGUUAACCUUGAGUAACAGUGAAGGAUUUCUUGAAAGCAUUCAGCCUGCUCUUGAGAUAUACAAAGGGAUUUUCAGAAAAAUCGAAGUUCAUUGCACCCAUUUAAGUAAACGGGAGGAAGAACUGAUUGUAUCGAUGUCUGCUCUUCAGUCGUUGCAUCUGAGAUUCAGACAAGUGCCAGAGCAUUUGAUUCAAAAUUUGGAUACAUUUUCUCAUCUUAAAGAGCUAUCAAUUGAUGGUCCAAAUGACAGCAAAGUGUUUGACAAGAUACCUAAUGGCUUUGGAAGUCUUCACCGUAUGGAGAAACUCAUCAUUAAGAAUGUGACCCUCGUGGAGGAUUCAAGCAGGCUUGCCCGGUUUGUUCAGCAGUUUUCCAACCUCCAGGUUUUCCACCUCAGUUGCAGUAUCUGCCCAGGGUUGGCUGAUAUCAUUACUUCACUUGCAAACUGCAAGAAACUUGAAAAUAUCUCCUUUCGAGGUUCUACUCACUGUGAUCUUGACGAUUUACCUUUUGUGUCAUCUUUACCAAACUUCAAAAACCUUAAGAUCUUGGACCUGAAAUCACAGCACUUUGCAAAACACGAAGAAGCUGCCUGUUUUGCUCGUGCCCUGGGAUCUCUGGCUUGUUUAGAGGAGCUGAAUCUUCCAUCAGGAAAUGGUGUGAAAUCAACCAUCUCCACUGUAAUUGAACAGUUUCAGCAUCUCAGACAUCUGAGAAUUCUCUCAGCCACUCUCGUGCUUGUGGAUAGCAACCUGCAUGAGUUAGCAAAAGCUGCUAAAGAAGGACAUCUUCAAGCUAUUCAGAUACUGGAUCUCGCUGCCAACCAUGACAUAACUGACUCCGGCUGGAGAAACUUCUUUCUUACCUUGGAUGGCAUGCCUAACUUAAAGCAACUGACCCUCGGCAGAUUGUAUACCCACAGCCUGCAGCCUGGCGAUUCUACAGUGAGGGCUUUUGUGCAGUGCGUCUCACGGCUCCGCAGUUUAAUGACAAUCGUGAUGUUCGGCUGGCUGCUGGACACGGAGCAUUUCACCAUGUUUAAUAAGAUGAAGGAGCAGCACCCACAGUCAAAGUGUCUCAGUAUCAUGUGGAAGUGGGUACUGCCCUUUGCACCAGUCAUACAGGAUGGUGCACCCUAGGUCAUGACACCAGCACUCAAUAAUCCCUUUUCUUGUCCUUGUUUUGUGUUUUCAUACCUAUAUUUCAUCAAAAAUAAGUAAUAGCUGUUUAAAGAGAUGGGUGUGAUUGUUUUUUUUUUUUACAUAGUGCAGUGCAUUAUAUAGCCGGGCAGCAGUGUGGAGUAGUGGUUAGGGCUGUGGACUCCUGACCGGAGGGUCAUGGGUUCAAUCCCAGGUGGGGGACACUGCUGCUGUACCCUUGAGCAAGGUACUUUACCUAGAUUGCUCCAGUAAAAACCCCAAUGUAUAAAUGGGUAAUUGUAUGUAAAAAAUAAUGUAAUUGUAUGUAAUAAUAAUGUGAUAUCUUGUAACAAUUGUAAGUCGCCCUGGAUAAGGGCAUCUGCUAAGAAAUAAAUAAUAACUGUGAAAUUAAAGUUUGAUUUUGACAGCUGCCAUCAGCAUGUAAUUCCUUAUGAUAGCAUUGUUAUUUAUAGAUCAAUUCAGACUAGUCUACUAUAGAUUAAAUAAUUUACUAUAGAUCCAAUAAUCUAUACAUCACAUCUCCAACAUUGUACUAAGAACGUGCUCACCCACCCUAUAAGCAAAUACAUGUACUCUAUAUACCUGAUGGAAUAAAGAUUGCUCUGUUGAUUUGUGA